UGAACAUCCUCGUUGUAAACAUGCGGUCAUUGGGCUUCAUUCUGCUUCUGGGCACGGUACUAUACACUAAAGCUGAGUUCGGCACCCCGUAUUUGAAAAACGCACGCUUGUGUCGGCCAUGGGACUGCGUGGCCAGAAACCUCGGUCUUCCCGCCUCGUUACCUCCCCAAGGGGAUUACACGAAUAUCCUCAAGUCAUUUCUCUCCGAAGACUGGCACCAGGCUGUUGAUACUGCUGUCGAUAUUUGCUACAAUAACAGGCCGAAGCAGUAUGUCAACACUUGCACUGCUCAAGCGUUGUUGCACUGCACACUUGAUAAUUUGAUUGAGAACUGCCCGGUGAAUCAUACUAGAAGAGACGAUGCUUGUAACCCUGUAGGCACUACCGCUGGCAUGAAUUACAUGUUUACUCAAAGCCGAUACAAAGAUUUGGAGAAGAAUUUGCCCAAAGAGCAUCGCCCUGCUUGGUUUAUGAGACAGUAUUUUGACACAAAGUGUUGUGAUAUCCCGACAUUCAUAAACACAACGGUGUUGACCGAAUGCGGGUUCCAUACAUUUUUGAGAUACUACGAGAACGAACCAAAGGCCAACGACACCCUCAAACAUUAUUUGGUAGCUACAAAACCGAAGGCAAAUAAAAAAGACAGACGUGUACUUUUGCCAACAGAUGGGGAGUAUUCAAUAGAUCCUUUGGAAUGUUGUGACAUGGAUGACUUUAUCGCAUCAUCGUCAAGAUCGGAAUGCGGCUUUCAACUAUCAUGGGACGGCAGUAAGAGAUUUAAGAUAAACGAACAAAACUUGGCUCCUACCACUACCGUGUUACCUGAAACUACUAGCACUCCGGUCAACAAAGACAUAAGGAUUGUGCCAUUGCCUUGUGACAAAACGACCUGCGUGUUCAGUAAACUAAAUGCGAUCUCAGAAUCGGGCACAGUAGACAUAGAAGCUUUGACAAAAGUCCUGGAUAACUUUACCGCGUUGAACCCGUCCUGGGUCAAAGCGAAGGCCAGGGUUAUGACGCAGUGCUUGAGUAACAGCCGGAUGAGCAGCGAAUAUAAUGCUGAUUGUGAGAUCAACAAAGUACUGGGGUGUGUGCUGGACGUGUUUAGUGAGAAUUGCCCGCAUAAGAGCAAGAAAGACGUUUGCAAACAUUCUAGACGUAACAACACAGUGUGUCAGAUAUCGUCUUCAAAAUAUAGACCUAAAAACCGCCGCUCCGUCUGCGGUCUGCCUCACCUAGUGGACCGGGAUGUUCUGUCAGAAUGCGGUGUCACAUCCGUCAGCCAGAUAGAAUAUGUUCCGGAGGCUCCGGUCAAGAAGAACAACAGUAUAUGGAGGAAUGAUUUCUCGUGCAAAGACUCCUCCCCAUCCACUUUAUGCGUGAUGCGUGACAUGGGCAUACUGAACAAAUACGGAUUCAUGGAUCAUUUCCAAAUGAAGGACAGAAUUAGAUCGUUCACUUCAUCCAACCAAGUGUGGGGGGCUCUCACUGAACUAUAUAUAAACGUGUUUAAUGCCUUGCCAAUGUAUAAAGAGUAUUGCAACUCGCCGCAGAAGCUAAUGAAUGUGUUGGAUGCUAUGGUUAUGACAUGCCCAAUAUCCAAAAGGCAGAACACUCCGGAAUGCGCGAAGCUCUUCAAUGACGUCAUCAGAUCAUCUUCCACAGACUAUACAAACAUCACCAAAGAGAGGCUAGACGAGAUCCUCGAAGAUUUCCGAAGAGUACAUUCGUCUUCGACAUCUUCACGACCAAAAGUUACAAGGGAAAUUAAAUCUAACGUAAGAAGAAAACCUGUGUUCGAAUAUGGAAUACUUAGCUCCAAAAGUGCACCAAAAGACGUGGUCAUUGAAGUUAAACCAAACACUGAAUCUUCUACUAAUGCACCAUUAGUAAUUCUACCAGUUUAUAUGCGUAUCAAUAGUACCUCACUGAAUAUAGCAAGGAAUUCAGGUCCCAAAGAUGGAAUAUUUCAAAGGCCAGAUUUUCUACUGCACGCUAAAGCCAGAUCUAACAACACGGAAAAUAUAAAGUGGAAGCCAUUUCUCAUCGUUUAAAAAAACAACGAAACCUCUUUCUAGUAUGAGAGUUUCUGCUUUCAUUUGUUUUUUUCAGUCAAUCCUCUGAUUGUGAGCAUAUUCGGAGAGAUUUUGAAAAGAAUGUGGCUGUUACGUAACGAAUGAGUUGGAUAUAAUGAUAUUUUUCGAUUUCAGGGGAGGUUCCUGUGAUAUUAGAAUAUAUACUAGGCAUUGUUUUCAGUUGCUCCAAAGAGUUUGACUUGGGUACACUGAGUAGUAUUUUUUUAUUGAAUGUGUCGAACCGAAGUAUCAUAGAAUGGACGGAUGUUAUUUGUAUAUCAUUGAUGUAAUAAAC
Molecule: messenger RNA, 2370 nt
Organism: Chilo suppressalis (striped riceborer)
Lineage: Eukaryota; Metazoa; Arthropoda; Insecta; Lepidoptera; Crambidae
Source: the annotation of a GenBank genome assembly